This is a messenger RNA of Coregonus clupeaformis (lake whitefish), 603 nucleotides long. RefSeq names its product histone H4. The record is from RefSeq and is a predicted model, not a curated record. Bases 250 to 561 code for a protein of 103 amino acids. Gene Ontology annotation, cellular component: nucleosome. Lineage: Eukaryota; Metazoa; Chordata; Actinopteri; Salmoniformes; Salmonidae. Gene Ontology annotation, molecular function: structural constituent of chromatin; DNA binding; protein heterodimerization activity. The transcript has a single exon. Gene Ontology annotation, biological process: nucleosome assembly.
AGUCCCAUGUUGCAGUGCUGCUGAGAGACUCUUGCAGAGGCCCAAACUUUACAGUGGAGCACGGAGUCCAUCUUGUGGUUAAAUUUGGGUACUGCACACCAUGGUUAUUUGCUCUUUAGAGAGAGCAUAUAACAGAGGCGCGCUUUCUCUGCCACUGAACUCAAUCAGGUCGGCCAAACGCAAAUAAUAGCGCACCGCGCACUGGCCCUGAAGUCACUCAUUCACUUGAACUCAACUAGCGAACACACCAUGUCUGGAAGAGGCAAAGGCGGCAAGGGACUCGGAAAAGGAGGCGCCAAGCGUCACCGCAAAGUUCUCCGCGAUAACAUCCAGGGAAUCACCAAACCCGCUAUCCGCCGUCUGGCUCGCCGCGGCGGCGUGAAGCGUAUUUCAGGUCUGAUCUACGAGGAGACCCGCGGUGUCCUGAAGGUGUUCCUGGAGAACGUGAUCCGUGACGCAGUCACCUACACCGAACACGCCAAGAGGAAGACGGUUACCGCCAUGGACGUGGUCUACGCUCUGAAACGUCAGGGACGCACCCUGUACGGUUUCGGCGGUUAAACGCGCUCUCUUCGGAACCUCAACAACCCCGACUCGAACCCA